Molecule: messenger RNA, 6804 nt
Organism: Elgaria multicarinata webbii
Lineage: Eukaryota; Metazoa; Chordata; Lepidosauria; Squamata; Anguidae
Gene: COQ10A
Product: coenzyme Q10A
Exons: 5
Coding region: 63-767 (234 amino acids)
Biological process (GO): cellular respiration; ubiquinone biosynthetic process
Cellular component (GO): mitochondrion
Molecular function (GO): ubiquinone binding
Source: RefSeq, a predicted model, not a curated record
UCUGGCUGACUGGCAGAACUGAGACGACCGGGAGUCGGGCAUUUCCAUCAGGCUCCCCCUUCAUGGCGGCCCGCCGGCUCCGGGAAAUCUUGCAACUGGGAGCGCGAGGAGGGCUGCGACCGAGAGCGCCCCCGACUGGCUGUUCUAGGUACAUGCCGUCCUGUGGGAUUCUGAUGAUCCGAGCCCCCUGUGCCAUCAACAGUCUCGACUGGGAUCUUAGUGUUCAGCACAGCCGGACAUUUAUCAACUUUACAGCGCCUUUCACCAAUAAACGGAAGGAAUAUUCGGAGCGGAGGAUCAUUGGUUACUCCAUGCAGGAGAUGUACAGCGUUGUAUCCAAUGUGGACGAAUACAAGGAAUUUGUGCCCUGGUGCAAGAAAUCAGUGGUGGUCUCCAAGCGCACAGGCCAUGUGAAGGCCCAGCUGGAAGUUGGAUUCCCUCCAGUUGUGGAGCGUUACACAUCCAUUGUGACGCUGGUGCGGCCUCAUCUAGUGAAGGCUGUCUGCACGGAUGGGAAGCUCUUCAACCACCUGGAGACCAGCUGGCGCUUCAGCCCCGGCAUCCCAGGCUACCCUCGCACGUGCACGGUGGACUUCUCGAUUUCUUUCGAGUUCCGCUCCCUGAUCCACUCACAGCUGGCCACGGUUUUCUUCGACGAGGUGGUCAAGCAGAUGGUGGCGGCCUUUGAGCGCCGGGCAUCCAAGAACUACGGUCCCGAGACCCGCAUUCCCCGCGAGCUCAUGUUCCAUGAGAUCCACCAGACGUGAAGGCCGCCCCGCUGCUCCAGUGGCCCCGCGGACACUCUGGGCCGGGGGGUGCCGAGCUCUUGUGGCUCCCCCGGCCUCUCUUGUUUUUCUCUAUUUAUUUGGUUUCUCCUGGUAUCCUGUCUAAUUUAUCCACUGGGCCUGGUGUGAUGAACGAGACUUAGGGCCAGGCUGCCGUGUGACCUCCGGAGCAACUUCUCCACGUUCUCUUGCCUGGACGGGCUCUUAUGCUGGGUCAUUCGUUCAUACAUACCUACAUAUAUUUUGUAGCACAUGUUAUUUGAAGCUCCCCCCCCACUCCUUCUUUUCAACCCCCUGCCCCUCCAUCCCAUUCCCCACCAAUCAUAUAUCCCAGUGUGGCUGCCUUAGGCUGUGCCAACCCCUGUUCGUUGCGGGGGAGAGGUGGCAGAAGCUUGCGCAUGUGUCAUCAAGUUCUCCUUCUGUGCUGAGUGACUGAGCCUGUUGGAAACUGUGCCUCUUAAAUCAUGUGUGUAAAAAAAACAAAAAAGCCAGCCUGACUGGGGCUGCUUCCUGGUAAUAGAAAGGAUUGCAGGGAGAAGGCUGUACCUGUUUCCCGAUACUUCUCCCUAGUGGUUGGGUUUGCAGGACCCCUGCUCUGGAGGGAGGAUUUGGAGCCCCGUCAAGGGAGGGCGGAUGUAGCAGGAGGGAGGCAAGCAGUCUAGCAGAGCCGAGUGGCUGGUCUCUGUUAUGGAGGAGGGUGGAGGGGAGAGAGGCUGUUGCUGCCCUGAGGCUCUGUUAAGCGGCCGUCAGGCCUUCUGCGCUCUUGCAUCCGUCUUGGCCUCGUCUUUCUCACCCAACUGAUACCGUAUGCUUUGUUUGUAGUUAAGCUGUGGGGGGAAGUGGCACCCAGUCCGCUGACCCCGUGGAUGCCAAAUUUGGGCUGGUAGCUGAGUGCAACUGAGUUCUGAGAUUUGAAGGAGAGAUGUGCCAAACGUAAGGCGAAGGAAGGCAUGGCUCAGGGAGCUUGGACAGUUUUUAAAAUGGGAUACUAGAAGCCCCCAAGUGGGUGCAUUUUGGGGAGGGGAACAACCACUCCCUGUUGGAAUGCCACCGGAGCCUUCUAUAAAGUCUGGGUUGCCAGAGCUCCUGGAUGUCGGAUACUCUGGAAUGUCACUCCUCUCUCAGAACCACAGCAUUUGGUGUCUUGUGCUCUCUAGGGACGUGCGGUGACCGAGGCAUCUAUGGGAGGUGGCGAGACGGUGGAACCGUUGUGUGAGCUAGCAGGUGCCUUCAUUUCCCUCCAGCCCCAUAGUUGCUUGCUGCUCUGUAUUAAGGGUCUCUAGGGAAACGGCAUGAACAGGCCAGGGGCUGCAGCUUUGGGGGACGAGGUUCCCACCUCCCCAGAAUGGUGGCUCCUCUCCCACUGGAUCUGGAUCUUUCCAUACCAGGAGAGAUCGGCCUUGUGUAGUUCGCGCAAGAUGAAAUACCCGCAGUGGGCUACGAGAGAGGAGUAAGUGCCCCGCCGUCUCCGACGCAGCCGGCAGGAGGGAAGGGACAUAAUUGGUAUCCACAGAUCCCGGCUACAGUUCUGAAUCUUGCCAAGCUCCAUUGCUUGGCCAGUUUUGAAAGCCGGGUGCUGCAGUCACCCUGUCUGCCCAGCCGCUGUUCCAGAAACCACCUCCUGUAUCCAUUACCUCGUCAGCCUCUCCAAAUCCCCCCACCCUUUUCUGAGAUCCAUUUGUGCUGCCGGUUUUGCUGUAACCCCGAUACCUUCUCCCUGUUUUGCAAAGGAGUGUUACUUCCAUUAGAUGCACAUUUUGCACAAACCGUGUGUGCACCUGAUUGCCAGGGGUGGGGGAGGAUGGUGCUGGCUCAGCCAGGGGCCCAGGGAGGGGCUGAGUCAGCACCCCCCCCCAUGUCCCACUCGCCGUAUCAAGGGCUGUUCCGUGCCAUGUGGGCUUUGGGCAUUCUGGGCACCAGGCUGUAUGUUCUGGGUUCGUGUGUGUGUGUGUGUGCGUGUGUGUGUGCGUGCACGCGCAUGCCUUCAUGGAGAUGUAACAUUGGACGAGUGUGGGAGCGAGAGUGAUCACAUUGUAUGUUGUUUCCAUAGCUUCCCAUUGACCAUGGCUUUGUGAGGCUCUGGGCUCCGUAUGCAGGGAAUUGGGAGGAGGGCUGGGGGAUAUUUUAUUUUUAAUGGAUGCGUAGGGUAUUAAUGUAACUAAUAAAGAAUGAAUAAAUGUUGGGUCGGGGAAACUAACGCAGACGGCUAAACGUUGGGCCCUGCUUUUCUAUGCCCCUGUUCAGCAAUCUGGCCAUCUUCCUUGCUGUGCUGCAAUGCCUCUACUUUGUGCAGUUGGGGACAGGAGGGAGGGAGAGGUUCUCCGGCAAAUGGUCCAACCAGGGCUUGUCUUGCAGAUAAACCUCUUCUUCUCUGAGCUUUCCCCUUCAAGAAGUGGGGGUGGUUAUGGGUUAUGGGUCACAGAUCAGAGCCUGCCAUGCUUGGGCAGCGGGUGGCAAGCAGCCACUGUGGCAAGCGGGCACAGGGAAAACGCUCCUCCGACAGUCCUGUGUCAUGGAUACCUGAGUUGUUGAUGCAGCUGGGUUUUUCCCCCCAAGGCUGCCUGCUUUUUUUCCACGGUACAAUGGAUGAGGCUUCCUUUGGUUUGCCACCAGGCAAGGUCCCACGCUUAGCUUUCUGGGGAUGUCUGCUAUUUCUGAAUCUGCGGAGAGGCUAGCGUGGACACGACUCCAGGAACAACCGCCCACCUGCCGUGCCGUAUACCGAUUUAGCAACCUGGCUUUGAGGCAGCUCCUCCAAGUCUUAUUCCACCACCUAGGUUUUGAAUGACAGCUGUCUCAGGGCAGAGUUGGGUUGUAGUCAUCUGGAAUUGGCAUUGCAUGAUAAUAGGUGUCUUUUGUGGAGAUGUUUCCACAGCCUUCCCCCCUCCACCCACCAAAAAACUCUUACCUUUCAUAUUUAACGGUCCUCUCCUUUUCCCCUGCUUCCGAAAUGUGCUGAUUGAAGGAGUCUUGGUUCGUUUGGGGCCAUUUGAAACUAUUUACUUGCUCUUUAUCCCAGUUUCUGCUGUUCCCCUGUAUGCACGACAAACAGGCUUUGCUAUGGAGUGUGCACACUCAUAACCCUCCAGGGAAGGAAAGGCUUGCAUUUUUAAGGCCAGUGUUUCCCAGAAUGCUUGUCUGAUCAAGUAACUGCUCACUUCCUCUUUAAAGAGGCAUAAAUGUUUGUGAAGAAGCCAUCCCAAGGGGUCCCAGAUACCCGGGAAAAAGCCCUGGAUGAAGAUAAGCUUCUCUCGAGCAUUCUGUGAAUGAAAAACUGUAGCGUUAGGAUGGCAGCUUCCUGCUUAGUUCCCCUUGUUAGCUAGGGUGACCAUAUGGGAAGGAGGACACGGGGCUCCUGAAUCUUUAACGGCUGUAUAGAAAAGGGCAUUUCAGCAGGUGUCAUUUGGAUGCAUGCAGCGCCUGGUGAAAUUCCCUCUUCAUCACAACAGUUAAAGCUGCAGGAGCCCUGCUCUCUGUUGUAUCUGGUCAAGAAGGCAGGGCUCCAUAUGGUCACCCUAUUGAUAUCUGACAUGCAUGCAUUGAGGUGCAAUUGGGAUGGCCCCAAAUGUGAAGUCUUUUGGUCCGUAUGUGUGGCAACAGGUCCUUGAAUCUCAAUCCCGUGAUGUGUCUAGCACAGCAACUGAAGCAAUGCAGGAAAAGCAGAUCCCUCAAUGCUUUAAAGAUAACCUAGUUUGAACCCAUAUGUUUUAUCUGAGGCUCAGUUAUGUUGAAAGGAGAAUUUGGGGGUCACGUUGCCAUGUCUGAGCAGCCUUCUACCAUAAAGGGUGGCUAGAAGCAUAAGUGGAUCAAGCAUUUUAAAGCAAUUGGUACAUUCAAGCAUGGCCUUUCCCAACUGGGCACCUCCAGAAAUGUUGGACUGCAACUCCCAUGACUUCCUCCAUGCUGGCCGAGAAUCAUGGGAGUUGUAGUCCAGCGCAUCUGGAGGUGCCCAGGUUGGGGAAGACUACUGAAGGAUAUUACAGGAAUAAUCCAAGCAGAUACCACUUCUUCCACGGUCUGGCAAUCUUACUAUAAAGUCACGGAUUUUCACCUUUCUAACAAAGGCUGCAAUCCUUCUCGUGCUUAUUUCUGGAGCUAGACCCAUUGAACUUGGUGGGAUCUACUCCUGUGUAAACACGUAGCAUUGCAUUUAUUUAGACUUAAUUGCCUGGCUGUUUCAGAGUCUGGGUAUUGAAAGAGAAGGCUGGUUAUUUGUAAGCUAGUUUUUGAGUACAAUUAGCUUGUUCUUCCUUGGUGUAAGGUGAUAUACCAACGUGCUAUUUCAGAGGAGUAUAGAAAAUAUAGGCAGAAUGCGGUAUUUGGUGCAGAAUUCUGCAGAAUCGCAUCUUUUCUCUUUAAAAAAAAUGCAAGUUCCUAGUUCUUAUGGGCUAGAACAAAAUAUUUAGACCUGUAAGCAAUACCUAAAGAAAACUCAGAAACCAGAGAAGUGGCUGAAUUAGAUCUUCAUUGUGCUCUGCAGUUUUUUAAAAGGCAUUUUUCCCAAUUUGCAUAACUUAUACAGACCAUAGGACUUCGUUUUUAUUUAUUUUGUGCCUACUUUGGCAUGACUUUUUUUAAAAAAUUUUUAUGGACCAUAUACAAACAGCUGCUUCCCAGCCGGGCACUACUCUGCAAAGUUGGUUUCUUUUGUGGAUGUGCAACCUGCAUCUCUGUUUUGACAGUAGAUUCUUGAGAACAACGCUGUGCGUUCAGAGAAUACAGAACUUAUAGUAGGCUCUUUGCAGGCAGAUUUCUGUCCCAAAAGAGUGUUCUUCAAAGCUGGUCUUGUUAGCAAACAAUUUAUUUAGCACUUCCUUGAUCCCUGAGUUUUCUCACGGUGGUUGAGCUCUCCUUCACAGCCAUGACUAGAAACUUGCUUUUUUUUAAAAUGAAAAAAAUGAAAUGCAAGUUGCUCAUUGCAAUUCUGGUGACUCCCACCUAAAGGUGAAAGGGAGCAACCUUAUAAUUAUUAAUUUGCUAAGCAGGGACCAAAUUUAGAUAUUCUUAACCAAGACAUAGCAAGUUAUUUCUGGCUCUUGAAAGAUCAGCUAAUCUAGCAAUAUAUUAGUCUGUUCUCUUCAAGCACCAGGAGACAGGCUAGUAGCUCUGCUAUUACCUGGAAUCAUUGCACACCUGAUCCUUGCGUCAUGGCUAGCAUUUUCUGUCGUCCUACCCUAUUACUCCCUGUUAAAUGGACAGAGAGAAGUAGCACCAAACUAGAGUGUGCUGUCAUGAGUCCCGCUGAAAACUGGGAUGCAAAGUUCGGCCUGACCUAACUUCGGUUGUGGUCGGAACAAAACUAAGUUAAUGUGUCAGGGUUAGGUGUUUGUUUAAACUUUCCCCCGUGAUUUCAGGCUUCCUGCCAAUCCUUGCUCAGCCUCAAGUACUGACAAGAUAUUUUGCCUUAGUGCAGCCGUCCCCAAUCUAGUGCCCUUCAGAUGUCUUGGGACUACAACUCCCAGCAUCCCCUGGCUAGCAUAGCUGGGAGUUGUAGUUCUAACACAUCAGGAGGGCGCUAGGUAAGGGUGCCCUAGUGGAACUCAUGCUGGCCCUUUAGAACUCUCUCUGUUGCCCAAAACCAUCAAUGCAUUACUUGUGGUUUGCUUGUAUGAGUACCUUCCUUUAAAAAUGGUUCUUAGUGUCUCUCUCCUCCCUCAUCCAAGGACCCUGGAGUUCUCAGCUUCCCAGGUUGCUCUGUGUUCGACAACUGAACCUGCUGCUCUCCAUGGGCAAAGCAGAUCUAUGAUCAAUGUUGCAGUGCCUUCUGCUUUUACCUGUGUAGAUCUUCAUACCGGCUCCAGCGGCCUCAUAUGCUCCUUAGCCUGGUAUGUGCUACCUCAGCUUGUAAGAAAGGGGAUGUUUUCCAGAGGAAAAUUAAGGGGAAGAGUAGAUGAAAUCAUGCACAGUAGGAGAAAAUAAUUAUUUUGCCCUACCCUUUAACUGUGAAUCUUAUUUGAUAAUUGCAAAAUCUGAGAAUGUUCAAAGACAGAACCAAUCCCCAGAGCCUUUUUAUAGACCA